Messenger RNA from Psilocybe cubensis, 1116 nucleotides. RefSeq lists its product as uncharacterized. The transcript has 5 exons. Lineage: Eukaryota; Fungi; Basidiomycota; Agaricomycetes; Agaricales; Agrocybaceae. The coding region runs from base 1 to 1116 and encodes 371 amino acids. The record is from RefSeq and is a predicted model, not a curated record.
AUGGACAGGGCUUGCUCGCAAUCUAAGAACCUAGGCCUGUUGGGAAUCAACUCGCAAGCGCCUAACGAUACGAUCUCCGGAAGUUUGACGACGUCUCUACAGCCACCCAACACCUCAGAUUUUUCUGAAUCCGUAUUUCCUCAUAAUGCGAUUCUUCCAUAUGAGGAAUUGACGUUACCUUUGGAUUCUAUGCUCCCUCUUGCUGGCGAUACAUUCUACCCGGAGAGAAACGACACGGAACCGGGGGAGCUGAGUCAAGCAUAUGAUGUUCCAAGUCAGAAUCUACAGUCAGGACCUACCAAUGAUGAGUCUUCUAUUCCUCAUGAAAUCAGUGGCAAUGACUGGAGCAAUGGUGACAGUACAACUUUGGGUACCAUGCACCUUCAGGAUGAUAUUCGUUUACCCGGCUCGUUUGACUGGGUGGAACGUGGCAUGCAUCCAGCGGGAUGGAAUGACGCCUACGAUGUUCCAUGUCAAAAUCUGUCCAGAAAUUUUCGUUCUAUAAUCGAGGAAUCUGCUCUUCAGCUUCAUACCAACAACAGCAGGAGUGAAUGGAGCGAUACUGGUGGUACAAGUCUUGGUACCACGCACCCUCAUUUAAACCCAUCUCCUUUCGUUGAUCAUAACAUGCAGUUUGAGCAGCCACCCAUAGUCACUGCGCCUCAAAGAAAUCCACCGUCGCAUAGGAGACUCAGUCAUAACAUGAUGUCCCAGGCAGCAUUAUCCGCACCAGCGAGUGAAAAAAACCAAAAUAUCUUAACAUUUGAGCCAGAAGUGGUCCCAAUAAUGGGAAUACACCCUAUGGAAUCACAAGGCUAUGACACAAUAUACCCCCAAAGCCAAUCAAGCAGUGUAGGAAAGCCCAGGAAGAGAAAACGGGGGGACGAGCCGCUUCCAAGCGGCAGUGGAUCGAGGUCCCCAAAAGCCUCAAAGAAAGCGAAAGAGGAGCAGAUGAAACCGGAGAUACAAAAGAAGGGGGUCCCAGUCCAUGCGGCUCACAUCGGAGGAGAGCUGGUGGCUAAGGAUUGGAGACAGUGGAUAAAAACCGAAGACAAACCUCUAUGGCGCAUGCAAACGGCAUUUGGUGCAUUCAAUUACUCAAACUUGUACAUGUAA